ACGUGAGACGUGAACAUGCCUACAUGCUUGCAUGAAGUUGUUAUUGAUUGUUAACAGUCUACAUGCGUUUGCCAGUUGAAAUUGAAGUCAUUGCGAACCUAGUUCGUCAUUUAUGGCACAACAGUCGCAUGGUUUGUAAUUUGUUCUCCGCCGGCGCCUGUGACUGGUCGCUGGAGUAAAUUGGCCAGCUUAGCCUGACAAAUAGGUCAGUUUUGAUACGACGCUAGCUAGCAGUCAUUCGAGUCAACCAAGUUCAAGUUGAUACACUUGCCUCCGUACAAAACAUAAUCUCUCCAUUUUCUAACUCCGAAUAAAGAAUGGUGGUGUUAAAAAGUGUUCCACCUCCGAGUGAAGGAGUCCGACAUGAACAAGCUGAAACUACUGCAGUUAUGGACGGGAAAGGUCUUGGAACUGGAACUCUCUACGUAGCGGAGGCGCGCCUGUCGUGGUUCGAUGCGUCUGGCCUGGGUUUUUCUUUAGAAUACCCUACUAUCAGCCUCCACGCUAUUUCUCGCGACCCGAGUGCCUAUCCUCAUGAGCAUUUGUACGUAAUGGUGAAUGGCAAAAUGGACGAUGACAACGAAGCUGAGAUGCAGGAGCAGCAACCGCAGCAGGACAAUGAUGAUGAAGAGGACAGUGAUAAUGACAACGACAGUGUGGAAGUCAUCACGGAAAUCCGCUUUGUGCCUAGUGAUAAGGCUGCAUUGGAGCCCAUGUUCAGCGCCAUGUGUGAGUGCCAGGCCCUGCACCCAGACCCAGAGGAUGAGGACUCCGACGACGACUUUGAAGGGCAGGAGUACGACGUGGAGGAAGCAGAAUCUGAGGUCAGAAGAAGGUUAGAGGAAGGCCAGGGGGACAUCCCCACGUUCUUCACCUAUGAGGAGGGCAUCUCCCAGCUGACGGCGGAGGGCCAGGAGACUCUGGGCCGCCUGGAGGGCAUGCUGGCCCAGUCCGCAGCACAGCAGUACCACAUGGCCGGGGUGCGGACGGAAGAGACCGCUGCCGAGUUCGAAGAUGGCAUGGAAGUGGACAACAGUGCAGUGGUGGCUGGACAGUUUGACGACGCUGACAUUGAUCAUUGAUGGAUCUGACCACAGCUAAUGGAUGCACCCAACGGUCCUUAAUGUAGUUUAAGAGACUGCAGUGUCCAUUCCCUCUACUCUACUCUGCUCUUAAACCCGCAGCACUUCCUCUGGGAAGAAGCACUUCCUCUCCUCCCUCAAUGUUCACUGUGUUUGUGUUUUUUGUACUUUCUACCUAAAUGGAGAGCUGGUAUUCAUUUAUUUGUACGAGCGGUUGUUGUUGUUAAGAAUAAAUAGAUUUUGUACUGA
Molecule: messenger RNA, 1331 nt
Organism: Engraulis encrasicolus (European anchovy)
Lineage: Eukaryota; Metazoa; Chordata; Actinopteri; Clupeiformes; Engraulidae
Gene: clns1a
Product: chloride channel, nucleotide-sensitive, 1A
Exons: 8
Coding region: 318-1082 (254 amino acids)
Biological process (GO): spliceosomal snRNP assembly; chloride transport; mRNA cis splicing, via spliceosome
Cellular component (GO): plasma membrane; cytosol; methylosome
Source: RefSeq, a predicted model, not a curated record